Molecule: messenger RNA, 1394 nt
Organism: Elgaria multicarinata webbii
Lineage: Eukaryota; Metazoa; Chordata; Lepidosauria; Squamata; Anguidae
Gene: NIPAL4
Product: NIPA like domain containing 4
Exons: 6
Coding region: 25-1233 (402 amino acids)
Biological process (GO): magnesium ion transport
Cellular component (GO): membrane
Molecular function (GO): magnesium ion transmembrane transporter activity
Source: RefSeq, a predicted model, not a curated record
UUGAGACUUAGGAGGAAGGAUCAUAUGGAGCGACCCGAAGUGCUGUGGGUGAACACGAGCUGUGCCGACGGUUCGUUGUUCACUUUGACUUGCCUGUCUCAUCAGGCUGUCUGUCAGGUUGUUGGGAACGUCAGCUCAACAGCCUCUCCCCAGAAGAAUCUCACUGUAAACACCAGCUGGAUGGUGCAGAUGGAAGACAAAUAUGGCUUCUUCAUUGGCUUGGGCCUGGCCAUCUUCUCCAGCUUCCUCAUUGGAAGCAGCGUCAUCCUCAAGAAGAAAGGACUGCGUCGACUUGUGGAGAAAGGAGGCACCAGGGCAGGGGAUGGAGGUCACGGCUACCUAAGGGAUUGGCUGUGGUGGGCUGGUUUGCUCACUAUGGGUGGAGGAGAAGCCGCCAACUUUGCCGCAUAUGCUUUUGCACCUGCAACAAUUGUUACACCACUCGGAGCACUGAGUGUGCUCAUAAGUGCCAUUUUGUCCUCCUAUCUGCUCGGAGAACGGCUCAACUUACUGGGCAAACUUGGCUGCAUGCUGAGCAUUGUGGGUAGUACAGUACUUGUGAUUCAUGCGCCAGAGGAAGAAGAAGUCACCACUCUGGGUGAAAUGUCCUCUAAACUGAAAGAGCCAGGUUUCCUUGUUUAUGCUGGCAUUCUCCUGGUGGCCUGCCUGGUUCUGAUUUUUUUCCUCGCGCCACGUUAUGGCCAGACCAAUAUUCUCAUCUACCUCACCAUCUGCUCUGUGAUUGGGGCUUUCUCCGUCUCUUCGGUCAAAGGGCUUGGCAUCGCCAUCAAGGGCCUUUUCGCUCACUGGCCUGUUCUGCAGCACCCACUGAUCUGGAUUCUUGUCAUCACUUUAGUGGCUUCUGUCACCACCCAGAUCAACUACCUUAAUAAGGCUCUGGACAUUUUCAACACCUCCAUGGUUUUCCCCAUCUACUAUGUGCUAUUUACCACCAUUGUCAUCACCACUUCGGUCAUCCUCUUCAAAGAGUGGGUCACCAUGUCUGUCGUGGACAUUAUUGGAACAGUAUGUGGAUUCCUGACCAUUAUUUUAGGGGUGUUUUUACUCCAUGCCUUCAAAGAUAUGGACAUCAGUUUGAGGAACCUCCCACAAAUACUUCAGAAUAGUGACCAGGCCCCAGUAAUUAAGGAUGACAGGAACAUUCUAAUAGAGUUGGAUAGUCCGGGAACCAAGGCUGAUGGCAAACCCAAAGUUUUCAUGAUCUACAGUUGAAACCUAAAAUAAACAAUCCUGCAGCUGCAAAGACUGGGACUAAACUGUGUGUGUGCAAGAGUUUGCAUUCAAUGGAACAUCACCAUAUGCACGUUCUGAAAAUAUCGAACACAAUGAAUGAGCUCCCUCUUGAAUACAACGAACAAGCUUCCACACCACAU